AUUUUGAAUAGGUACAAUAACAUAAAUCCAUUGUUAUUGUAUGUAUAUAUUAUAUAUAAUUACGUAUAAAAGAGGGAUGCAGGCAUAUAGUGAACAGCAGCCACCUACCUACCUAUUACCUAUCGCAUGCUAAAAAGUGAUUUUUGAGAGGGGGUAUUGGAAAAAACAACCUGAGGUCCAGAAGAUUCAGUGAUCAACCGACAAACCGUGUUCUGACGUUGAAGUGAAACAUCCGUCGCACUUUUCAAGAGAUCUUACAAUUCGUACGUCUUUUGCAGUCAAUAUACCGACAUAUUUACUACGUAGGUACUUAGGUACCAAACGUCGUGAUAGGUAUCGAUUUAUCAACAGAAUAUUUAAACAUGGACGAAAUGAAACAAUUAGCAGAGGCAUUAAUGCAGUGUAAAUCAUUCAAAGAACGACAAGAACGUCUGAGUGAAUCUCUAGAUCAUCUGUCAUUCAACUAUCCUGAUCUAUACACUGUGUUGUAUAGAGAGAUGAAAAAAAGAGAACUGGAUUCCAAUGAUCCAAGUAAAAUUACUAAAUGGUUAAAUAAUCAAUCGUCAAAAUCAUUUGUAAGACUUCAUGAAGCAUUGAUGUUGGUAAAAAAUAACAACAUAAUGGCCAAAGAGGAGUAUAUGUACAAUUUAAGACGUAUGCUAAACCAAACAAUUGAAAAUGGUACCAACAUUCAGAUAGCAGUGAAAAUAUGCAAUUUGAUUGAGAAGUCACCAAACUUAACCAUCAUUCACAAGAAUUUGAAACAUCUAAUUCGCCAAGUAAACCAACUGAACAACAGUGAGCGCCACAUGCCGACAGAAACCUUGACAGGAAACUUUUGGCCAAGUUAUUUUAGACCACCGCCCAUAAAUCAUUUCCAACCAUUUAAUGUUCGGCCUGCUCAACAGCCGAACACCUCUGUUUGGCCAAACAUUCUGCAACCGACAAAUUUAAAUUCUGCUCCUGCAGGUCUACCACAUUUUAGAAUGGAAUGUUUUGGCUACAACCAUCUGGAAAUGAUUGCAAAGACCAACAGGGCCACUACUUUGGGGGACCCACAGUCACUUGACGACCUGACUAUUCUCAAUCAAGAAAUGGAUGGAGCAGUUGCCAAGUGGCUUCACUACUUGAAACUACAUAAAUACCAAUGGUUCUUCAACAGCCUCAGUUAUCUGGAAAUUGAAUUCAUUGAUGAGGACAAUAUCGAUGAUUUCAUAGCUAAAGUUAACAAAAAUUCCAUUACAAAAGGUGCACAAAAGAAGAUAUGCUUAUCAACAAAGACGUUGAGGGAUCGGACACAAAAGUUGAACAACUUAUUAUUGGCUUUGGAUUUGGAAGUUACUCCCAAUGAACUGUGUGAAUACAUGUCGUACAUGCGAGACUUAUUGCAUUAUCCCAUACCGAACAAGAAUUGUGUGGUUGGCGACCAACUACAACAAGACAUAGUCCUUGUCAUGGAGAAACUGUUAAAUCAACUGCUAGAAAAACUUGGAAAGAUUCGUUCUUUAGCUGCCCAGAGUCUACUUGGAAUGUCUAUCAACAAAUACUUGGAAUGCACCUUAUUAAUAAUCGGUAAUCAAACAUUCAUGAAACAGCAAAUUGACGAGACUUUGAUGUUUGCUGAAACUUUAAAAUGCAGAGUCCAUAGAAUUCCUAGAAAUUUUAACUAAUGUUUUCAUUAUUUUUCAAUUGGAACUUCAUACUAGAUAUUAUGCAUACUGCAUUUUUUAAUUUUAUUAUUUUUAUUUGCGACUGAUGCCUACCAGAUUUAUUUUAAUAUAAUUGUUUUUUUACCUAUAAUUUAUUUAAUUGUGUACGAUCUUAAUUUUUAAUAUUUUUAUACAGAUGCAUGUUGUAUUUAAUUGUUAGUACCUAUUCACAAUUUAUUGUUGUUGACUUAAUGAUUCGGUGCUUUAAACACUUGAAAAAUAUUUAUUACCACCAUAAUUUUAUAACUGGUAAAACAUUUUAUUCUAAUACUAUUUUACAUAACCAAAAA
This is a messenger RNA of Acyrthosiphon pisum (pea aphid), 1999 nucleotides long. Its product is annotated as protein Smaug homolog 2-like. The transcript is spliced from 5 exons. Bases 363 to 1670 code for a protein of 435 amino acids. Gene Ontology annotation, molecular function: mRNA binding. Gene Ontology annotation, biological process: nuclear-transcribed mRNA poly(A) tail shortening. Gene Ontology annotation, cellular component: P-body. The record is from RefSeq and is a predicted model, not a curated record. NCBI's taxonomy places the organism in Eukaryota, Metazoa, Arthropoda, Insecta, Hemiptera, Aphididae.